AUGUCGAUCCUAAAGUUGGUCGAAGACCGACCAACCCCCAAAUCAGUCUACAACUGGCGAAUCUACCUCCUCGCCGCCAUAGCCUCUCUAACAUCGUGCAUGAUUGGCUACGACAGCGCCUUCAUCGGCACAACCAUAACGCUGCCUUCCUUCAAGAGCGAAUUCCAUUUUGACUCCAUGAGCUCGGACGAGCAGAGCCUAGUCUCAGCUAAUAUUGUCUCGUGCUACCAGGCCGGCGCCUUCUUUGGCGCUCUAUUUGCGUAUGGGAUCUCGACGUUCUGGGGCCGGAAAAUCGGCCUGCUGGUUGCGUCUCUGGUCUUUACGCUCGGCGCUGGUCUGAUGCUCGGCGCUAAUGGUGAGCGUGGGCUGGGUCUUAUCUAUGCAGGCCGAGUGUUGGCAGGUCUUGGGGUCGGCGCUGGUUCGAACUUUACGCCUAUUUAUAUUGCCGAGCUUUCUCCGCCGGCUAUUCGAGGGCGUCUUAUCGGGGUGUAUGAACUUGGCUGGCAAAUUGGAGGCUUGGUAGGGUUUUGGAUCAACUAUGGAGUCCAAACCACCAUGCCGGCAAGCCAAAAACAAUGGCUGAUCCCCUUUGCAAUCCAGCUGAUCCCAUCUGGCUUGCUCCUGAUUGGAACGCUGUUUAUUCGAGAAUCCCCGCGCUGGCUGAUGAUCCAAGGUCGUCGCGAAGAGGGCCAGCGAAACCUGGCUUGGAUCCGCCAGCUACCCCUAGAUCACAUCUACAUGAUCGAGGAAAUCAACGCAAUCGACCAGGCCAUCGAGGAGCAACGAAUAUCAGUGGGCAUCGGGUUCACGAAACCCAUCAAAGCAGCAUUCACGAGCAAAAAGUGGUCAUACCGCUUGUUUCUGGGCAGCAUGCUUUUCGUCUGGCAGAAUGGCUCCGGUAUCAACGCUAUCAACUACUACAGUCCUACAGUCUUCAAGAGUCUUGGUCUCCAGGGCACCAAUGCAUCCUUGCUUACAACUGGAUUGUUUGGCUGUGUCAAAACGGCCGUUACCUUUAUCUGGUUGUUGUAUCUGAUUGACCAUGUGGGACGGCGAAAUCUGCUUUUGUACGGUGCUGCUGGCGGAUCGAUCUGUAUGUGGAUUAUCGGUGCGUAUAUCAAGGUGGCUGAACCCACGAAGAAUCCUAGCGAUCAUCUCACAGGAGGAGGUGUUGCGGCUAUUUUCUUCUUCUAUCUGUGGACCGCCUUUUACACGCCGUCGUGGAAUGGAACACCAUGGAUUAUUAGUAGGCUGACAAAAAGGGGGGUGGAAAUAAAGGAAAUGUUUGACCAAAACAUGCGGUCUUUCGCACAAGCCUGCGCUGCUGCCUCGAACUGGCUCUGGAAUUUCCUCAUCUCGCGAUUCACGCCACAAAUGUUUGCCUCCAUGGGCUACGGAGUAUAUUUCUUCUUUGCGUCGCUCAUGGUAUUGUCUAUUUUCUUUGUCUUCUUCUUAAUUCCCGAGACUAAGGGUAUCCCCCUGGAAAGCAUGGACAUGCUCUUCGAAACGAAGCCAACAUGGCGCGCACAUGGAAUUGUGUUGCAAAGGAUUAAGGAGAACGAAAUAGAGUUCCGCGAGACUGUCAAGGGCACUGCUAUUGAGGAGAAAGCCUCCGCGCCGGUACAUAUGGAGUACUCGACCGAAGGCGCGCAAGAGAGAGCACCGGAAAAUACUGUAUAA
Talaromyces atroroseus is the source of this 1680-nucleotide messenger RNA. RefSeq names its product putative quinate permease. Lineage: Eukaryota; Fungi; Ascomycota; Eurotiomycetes; Eurotiales; Trichocomaceae. The transcript has 3 exons. Gene Ontology annotation, cellular component: membrane. The record is from RefSeq and is a predicted model, not a curated record. Gene Ontology annotation, biological process: transmembrane transport; carbohydrate transport. Bases 1 to 1680 code for a protein of 559 amino acids. Gene Ontology annotation, molecular function: carbohydrate:proton symporter activity.